AUGGGUUCAUUGGAUUUCGAUAUCAGCUCCUCAUGGAGUGAUGAGAAGUAUUCGAGAGCAGAUGCAAAUGGGCUCUCUGUACCCAACAAUCCGGCUGUCGAUGACGCCGGCUCCGAGCAGGAUGAUGGUGAUCAAGCCUCGCGUUCUGGUUCUGUCCCGAAUGUCUCCGGUGCCUUGACUGUGGACGAGUCUCUGUCCGGUAUCGUCCAACAUCGCGCAGACGGCCAGCCUCGGGUAGCGAACACUGAAUUCGAACGGAGGUUGCGACAUCUGGAGCGUACAGUGAACCCGGCUCAGGAUGACGGCACAAGCUCGCUCAGUAGAGUCAGGGCGGGCCCUGUGAGAGCGACAUCAAGCGGUACUUUCCACCAGACCGGCAUUAACAGAAGCCCCGACGCUCAGCGUACCCUUCCAAUACUGAGCGAGAAAACUUGGAACGAAUUUAUGAACAAGUCCGCAAGUGACGAUGUUGAAGCUUCAAUUGAUAUCCUGGUCGAGCUGCCUGAAUAUCUAGCUCCGAAGGCCGCUGUCUCAGGCAUCGGUGCUAAAAGUGGGAACGCGCGUGGUGCUCGUACGCAGCAAUCUGAUCCAUCGCCUGUCCUGCAAGCGAAAGAGAACAGGCCAGUUCCUGAGCGUAUUCGCAUCAAUUCUCUGUUGACUCUCAAGUUGCUGAAAUCAAUUGAUGACCACAUAUCAGAGACAACAGCUCUUGUCAUGAUGAGACCGUUCAAGUUUCUGGUGUACCACGAGGACCAGAUCGAAGGCCUAGCAAGAGAACUGGAGCAACAGGCUUCUGUGCUCCCAGCAGACGAGCCUUCGGAUUUCCAGGGAAGUCGUACAUCUUACCAGCUUUACGACGAACAAGAACGCACCGAAGCUCUCAAGCAUCUGCGGUGCCUGACAAGCUUUACAGCGAAGUACAUCAAGCCAACACUCGAGCGGCUUAGGGACAACUCCACAAGCAUGAUAAGUUUCGCAGACUUGUGGUACAUCUUCCAGCCAGGCGAAGAUAUUCACAUGCCUCUGAAGAUUCAGGGGACUUCCAUCGACGCUGAGGCUGUCGGAAUCUCAUCCGAGACAUUCUACAGUCGGUACAAUCAGCUAUGGCGGGUGACUUGCGUCACUGGAGGUCGCCCGAACAUCGCCACUGCGCAGGAACGCCAUGGCACAUCGAAGCCAAAUCCAUUCAAGGUCGAUUGUUACUACAUCGACUUUCAUGGCAGGUACCUUCGACCGACCGUUCACACGUUCGAGAUUGCCCCAUUCAGAGGCGAGAGGGAAAUAACUUCUCUCGAGUUCUAUCCAACUCGCUUCUUAAGCAAAGAGCAGCGGGAGCAGCGCUUUCAAGGCCGGCUCGAUCGCGGCAAGAUGGUGUUUGAUGCCAUAGUGAAAUCUUCUUCGCCUUUCUUCUACUCCGGACCGACACUCAUGGUUCAGCCGUGCGGCUGUAAGUUCAAGGAUGGUCCAGCCACUCAGGAGCACGUCGAUAGCGAGGUCAUCGUGGACUUCAAGCUUGCUCUACGGAAGCAUCCAACGUGGGCUCCAGAACGCGAGCCAUGGAAGCCGCCUGUUGAGCAUCGUGCUGAGCUACAUGAGAAGACGCCAGUACAGUAUUGGGACAAGCAAGACAAGACAAAACUCUCUUAUGCACAGUACGACCAGGUCUACAACGACUAUCUUAUCGACAGGGAGGACGCCGUGGCUUUCAGCCAGAAGGAGAAAAUCUUUGCUCCGAUUCCUUCUGGCUGGAUCUCAAAUGAGUCUAUGGUACCAGAGAAGGAUGUCUCGCUGCUUCCAGGCCGAGUCUUUGCUUUUGUUCUUCGCACACGCACAUUCGCUCCCCUAUGGCUAUCAAUGUUGCAGCCCAUUCGGGCGAAGAUGGACGGCCUCAACACUCUACAGCUCGAAGACAACACAUUCAAAGACACUUUGCAGGCACUGGUCAAGACCCACUUCAUGCAACGACUAGGACAGGAGACCAACCAUUUCGAGUACGACAUUGUACGCGGCAAGGGAAGAGGGCUUGUCAUCUUGCUGCAUAGUGCGCCUGGAACUGGCAAGACACUCACUGCUGAAAGUAUCGCUGCUGCAACUGGACAGCCCUUGCUGCAAGUCACAUGUGGUGACCUCGGCUUGAAGCCCAAGGAGGUCGAUUCGGCGCUCAAGGAAAUCUUCCACCUCGCCUCUCACUGGAAGUGUGUACUUCUGCUCGAUGAGUGUGACAUUUUUCUGACUCAAAGAAAUCGAGAGGAUGUCAAACGCAACGCUCUCGUGUCUGUCUUCCUCCGUGUUCUUGAGUUCUACACUGGAGUGCUGUUCCUCACCACGAAUCGCGUCGGCGCAUUGGACGAAGCCAUUAACUCUCGAAUCACGUGGAUCAUGUACUACCCUCCUUUAAACUGGGCGCAAACCGAAGAGAUCUGGAAGACCAACCUAAAGAACGUCAGGAAAGGCAAUAAGAAGCUCAAAGUCGAUAAGGCGGGCAUCCUCGCGUUUGCAGAGGAUCAAUUCUACGAGACCCAGGACCUCAAGAAUGCAUCUUGGAAUGGCAGGCGGAUUCAGAACGCCUUCAAAGUCGCUGUCGCUCUUGCCUACUGGGAGACUUACACUAAUGAUGAGCGCGGUGAAGCAUGGCUAGCGAACACGAACGUCAGCAAACACAAGCGUCGCGCAACAUUGACGGCCGCCCACUUCCAGUCCUAUGCCGCGAGUGCUGCCAAGUUCGACAGCUAUCGGAUGGAGGCUAUCGGCGGCACUGAUGGCGAUCGCGCCUUCCAAGCCAUGGAUCGAGCUGAUGACUUCAAAGAGGUGGAAUCGGCGAUACCGUAUGUCCCGACGCUGCUGUCUCCAGAUGAUCACAGAAGGACUUCGACCACCCCGAACGCGCGGAGUCCAAUCGUGCGAGCUUCAACAGUAGCUGGUCGGGUGCCGACUGCUCACUAUUUCCAGUCGCAGCAGCAGACACAACAAAGUCACGCUCAGAUAGGCACCUCCUUUGGUGGCCAAGAUACAUGGGCCAACGCAUCUCAUCAGCCGAGAUCCACGGCCGAGCAGGCUCGGAGGACGACAGAUGCAGAUCAGCCACGUACUGCCCAGCGUGACUUCCGCGAUCAAGACACUGCACAACAGAGCGAUAGUGAUACUGAUUCGGAGGACGAUGAAGCUGUUGAGACUGGGUCAGGGUCGGCUACAGGGUCCGAAGGUCGGUAUUGA
Cyphellophora attinorum is the source of this 3213-nucleotide messenger RNA. RefSeq lists its product as uncharacterized. The transcript has 5 exons. Gene Ontology annotation, molecular function: ATP binding; ATP hydrolysis activity. NCBI's taxonomy places the organism in Eukaryota, Fungi, Ascomycota, Eurotiomycetes, Chaetothyriales, Cyphellophoraceae. The coding region runs from base 1 to 3213 and encodes 1070 amino acids. The record is from RefSeq and is a predicted model, not a curated record.